CUAUGUCAAGGCAGACACCACUACAAGCAGCCAUAACCCGCAACCGUGGAAACUCAGAGUAAUCAGUGAAUUCUAGGUAGAUUAGCCUGAUCCAAGAAACUUCCUCACGCACGCCGCCACUCAAAUGUGGUGCCUGGAGCGGCUCCUACGGGUGCGGACACGCCCAGCGGCCACCUGUGCAUUUACCAAUGUUCUCACCCCGGACAGCAUCCCAGAGUUCUGCAUCCCGCCCAGGCUCCUGCCUAAUCCUUCCCCAGCCCCUACCCGAGAUCCUUGGCAGGAGGAGGAGCUGCGGCCAGCCCUGGUAGGAGCCAGGGAGGACCCGGACCUCACCGACUGGGACCCGCGCUCGCAGGCUGCCCUCUCGCUGCUCCACCUGCCGCGCCGGCCGACCUCGUACGGCUUCUGCGCCUUGCUGGAGAGCCCGAAUACCCGCCGCAAGGAAUCCCUUUUCCUUGGGGGCUCUGCAGCCGCGGCCGCCCUUCUCCUGCAAUCCCCGUCCGGUCCGCUACUGCGGCCUCGGGCUUACACCUACUGCGGCAGCGGCAGUACUUGUAACCCACGAGGGCAGAGAGGCGCCCCAGACAGCCCAGACACAGCCUCCUGCUCUUCCUCCUCUUCCUCCGCCAGCUCGUCCCCCUGCGUUUCCCAGCGCUCACAGGACGGCCCCGCCCUGCGCUCCCGGAGCCUUCCGCGCUCCUGCCGGCUCCUCCUCCGGGCCCCCGACGUGCUCUUGAGCCGGGCGCUGGCUAGGGCCCGAUCGGUCUCUAGCGCUGAAGAUGAUGACGAGGACUAUGAUGCCGUCCGGGACGCAGGUCGCGUCACCCUGCCAGCCACCUGCCAGCCCGGCUCUGCUCGGGCACAGGCUCCAUCUCCACCCCCAUCCCUGUCCCCUCUGAGCCCACAGCCCGAGCUCUUGCAAGUCGAGAGCACCGUGACCCUGGGCCGCGACGGCGGCGCCUUGCACUUGGCCGCCGAGUACUGCCCGGUGUCCCGGCGGCUGCGCAUCCGCCUGCUCAGAGCCGAGGGUCUCUACAGCGGCACGGCCGAGCCGGGGGCCAUCGGCUGCAGAGUCAGCUUCACCCUGGUGCCUCCGGGGAAGACGCGCAAGCAGCGCAGCGCCGUGGUCCGACGGAGCCGAAACCCAGUGUUUAACGAGGACUUCUUCUUCGACGGAUUGUCAGAAGAUGACCUGCGCCGCACCGCCGUGAGGGUCAAGGCCGAGAACAAGGGCCGGGGCCUGGAGCGGGACCGUUUGCUGGGCCGGGGAGAGCUGGAGCUGAGGUCCAUACUGCUCUGACAGUGGCCCAGCUCCACUUCUCCUUCCUGGUGCUUUAUAUUAACCGGGAUAGGCCCGGGCCCUGGCAGCUAUUUUGUAAAAAGAAAUAAAAGUGUAUUUUUCUUUAAA
Trichosurus vulpecula (common brushtail) is the source of this 1408-nucleotide messenger RNA. Its product is annotated as C2 calcium-dependent domain-containing protein 4A-like. The transcript has 2 exons. The record is from RefSeq and is a predicted model, not a curated record. NCBI's taxonomy places the organism in Eukaryota, Metazoa, Chordata, Mammalia, Diprotodontia, Phalangeridae. Bases 125 to 1300 code for a protein of 391 amino acids.